CUCACCGCAUCUGCACAGGCUGAAACGGAAUCGAAGCGCCAAGAGGCCGAAGUUCGCUUACGUACCCAGUCGAACGAGUUAAAGCGCUUCCAUGACAAGAUUUGCAUGCGCGUGAUGGAGCAAGAGCGACGAAAUCGCCUUGAAGCCCAACGCGCACAGGAAUAUUUGGAUGCGAAAUGUGCUAAAGUUUUUUCAACCACGGAGUCGACGCUGCAGACUGAAAGUACCCCAGUAGCUCGGAUUUCGACUCGCCUGCACUUCCAAAAGCUGAGAGAGAGUAAAAACGACGUGCUAAAGGUACUAUAUCCUGGUGCCGUGGCUAAGUAUCGUGACCAAAACUGA
This is a messenger RNA of Phytophthora sojae, 342 nucleotides long. RefSeq lists its product as hypothetical. The transcript is spliced from 2 exons. Lineage: Eukaryota; Oomycota; Peronosporomycetes; Peronosporales; Peronosporaceae. The annotation marks the transcript as partial. The record is from RefSeq and is a predicted model, not a curated record.